Messenger RNA from Staurois parvus, 511 nucleotides. The record is from the annotation of a GenBank genome assembly. NCBI's taxonomy places the organism in Eukaryota, Metazoa, Chordata, Amphibia, Anura, Ranidae.
CCGGGUCAUCUGGCGUUGGAUCGUCUGGCUCGACAGCGGGCAUCGGGUCACCAGGCAUGACAGCGGGCACUGGGUCACCAGGCAUUGGAUCGUCUGGCCCGACAGCGGGCAUCGGGUCACCAGGCAUGACAGCGGGCACUGGGUCAUCAGGCAUGGGAUUGUCUGGCUCGACAGCGGGCAUCGGGUCACCAGGCAUGACAGCGGGCACUGGGUCAUCAGGUACCGGAUCGUCUGGAUCGACAGCGGGCAUCGAGUCAACUGGCCUAAUGGAAUCAUCAGGCUGGAUCAGUUCAUCAGGCUGGGUAGAAACAUCAUGCUGGGUAGAGAUAUCAGGCUGAAUGGAGGCAUCAGGCUGAAUGGAGGCAUCAGGCUGAAUGGAGGCAUCAGGCUGGGUAGAGGCAUCAGGCUGGGUAGAGGCAUCAGGCUGGGUAGAGGCAUCAGGCUGAAUUGUGGGCGCCGAGGCACCAGGCUGCACCACGGAAGGCAGGUUCUCAGAUGGGAGGCUGACCGG